Messenger RNA from Physcomitrium patens, 1321 nucleotides. RefSeq names its product protein PLANT CADMIUM RESISTANCE 7. NCBI's taxonomy places the organism in Eukaryota, Viridiplantae, Streptophyta, Bryopsida, Funariales, Funariaceae. The record is from RefSeq and is a predicted model, not a curated record.
CGCACUGAUCAGAAACGGUGAGAGCGAUGAGAUCAGGCUGCAUCGACCAGAUACGCCCAGAGCACUCAUGGCUAUGGUAUAGGGAAAGCAGCACCCACAGCGAACGUUCCCCGGACGCACUAAUGCACGCGCUCAUCGCAACUUGCAACAAUCAUGGCCCAAGCCCGCUUGCUUAUCGUACUUCUCUGCGUCUUCGUUGCAGGCGCUGCGGACGUUACAUAAUCGCGGCAUUGUGGGGGCGAGAGUAGGAUUUAGAGUCCGGUAGUCGCAGCAGCAGUUCUUUUGCGUAGAGGGGUGGGUGCCUUGUGGUUUGUGGUAGGUUGUGAACACUGCGCCGCAAAGAUUAGAAGGGGGAAGGACCGAAAGCGAGACUCCGAGAUGGGGAUUUACGGUGAGGGAGGGAGCAAUGCGCCCCCGGAGCCGGUGCUAGGGCACCCGGUGUACCCACCGCCGAAUCCUUACACUCAUCAAGGAGGGCCGUAUGCACCACAACCUAGUUACGACCAUAUGCCGGCGCAGGCUCCCAUCGGCGGCCCUCCGAUGGUGAUACCGACCGCGCUCACAGGCGAGUGGACCACGGACCUUUGUGGGUGCUGCUCCGAUUGUGACUUGUGUUGCCAGACGUGCUGGUGUCCUUGCGUGUCGUUUGGCCAAAUUACGGAGGUUCUCGACGAGGGACGUUCCUCUUGUUUCGUGCAGGGGACGAUUUACGCGCUACUCUGCACAAUUGGAGUCCCUUGCGUCUACUCGUAUAGGUGGCGCCAGAGGCUGCGACGCAAGUAUAUGCUCGAGAAGGGCUGCUGCGGGGAUUUCUGUUUGCAUUGUUGCUGCGGGUGGUGCGCUAUUUGCCAGGAGCAUCGAGAGCUUCAGAACCGGGGCCUCGAUCCAUCUCUAGGGUGGGAAGUGGCACAGCAGAAUUAUGUUCGGCCCAUGGUUGCACCCACCGCUCCCGGCGUUAUGCUAAGAUGAAGGAUGCUUUUUUAACAUAUUUGUUUUUAGAUUUGGAUAACUUGUAAACCUAUUUGUACAUGCAAAUUAGUGUAUGGAAGUGGAGUACGUGCUCUAGUUGCUGGUACUGCGUGGCUGUGACGCCCUGCUAUGCUUCUGGCGUCCUCUUGCUCAAGAAUUGGACUGCUACCAGUCUGGAGAACUUUGUGACUUCUUUCAUGUGGAGAAUUCUCAACAUAACAUCCAUUAGUACGUUUUCGAUGCUUCAAUUUUAUGGGUUUCAGUCACUUCUUGAGUUAGAGAGUGUGUCGAUUGUUGUCACGGCUUGAAUGGGACAUGCAAGUUUGAGUUCAAUCUUGCCAAAGUCCGUGAA